This is a messenger RNA of Thecamonas trahens ATCC 50062, 2362 nucleotides long. RefSeq lists its product as uncharacterized. Gene Ontology annotation, molecular function: signaling receptor activity; retinol transmembrane transporter activity. Bases 512 to 2041 code for a protein of 509 amino acids. NCBI's taxonomy places the organism in Eukaryota, Apusomonadida, Apusomonadidae. The record is from RefSeq and is a predicted model, not a curated record. The transcript has a single exon.
GUGGUGGGGCGGGCGGCGAUGCCGACGGGAGCAGCGGGGGAGGACGGCCGAGCAGGGCGAGGCUGCGGUGGCCGGCGGAGGAUGCGAGGCGGAACGCAAUGCCGCUGGAUCUGGUCGAGGAUAAUGUGACCUGGCGAUGGCUGACGGUGGCGGCUAUGGUCUCUGUCUUUGCUGCCGCUCUCGCCAUCGGCUAUCCACUCGCUCUGGCCUCUAUGGCCGUCGGCGAGGUCACCGAGUGGCUUCCGGCCAACGCCACCGGCCCGGGAUCGCCGCCGGUGGAGAUCGAGCACAACAAGGGAACCGCCACCGGCAUGUACAACAUUCUCCUUGCCACUGCCCUCUCCACCCUCCUCAUGCAUAGCUGCGUCUUCUCCGGCGCCGGAUCGGGCCGCUCGGCCACCGCUGCCCUCACCUCCGCGCUAGGGACCGCCUCUGUCGUCGUCGUCGUCUGGCUCUUCUACCUUGCCGCUCCGCACAACUCGCCGUGGGCUGUGGUUUUAUCUGGGGCUCGAUGGCCUGCUUGGCUGCCGUAGGUGCCGGCCAUCUCGUUCUCGCUUGCCUGCGCGCCACCAAGGGCACCGCCGCCGUGGAUGGCUCCGGCUUCGCCGUCAGCCAUCGCACGUGGGCACGAACCUACACGACGGCGCUGCUCGACCCGCGCCUUGCCCGGCCGUCUUGGCAUGCUCCUGUUGCGGCGCUAGGGGAGUGGGAAGAGGUGUCAUCUUGGAGCGGUGGAUCGGAGGCGAGCCAGGAUGACGACGUGCGCAGCCGAGGUAAGCCACCGCCGCCGCCGAUCAUGACUGUUGUUGGCAUGGGUCUGCCGCGGCCAGUCUUCUCGCCGUGGUACCACACCUGGAAUGAGACCGAGCGUGAGCUUCAUCAUGAGCCGUCAGCUGCUGUGCGUUGCAAGCUCUACUUUGUGGUGCUGGCAGAGCAGUUUGUGGCCGCUGUGACUCGAUGGUGCGUGGCCGCGCAUAACGCCUGGCGUACACGCAACGAGUCUACCGCCACGCCGUGGUGGGCUGUAGUCUACUUUCCGCAGCGGCUGCUGUUUGCCGCUGCAUCGGGCGCUUACCUUGUCCUCGUCAUCACCGUCCUGGGCAUUUACUACGCCAUCGAAGGUUGGAAGGUAGCAAGCGAGAUGCCCGGCCCCUGGGGUGGGGUAAGCAAGGCAAGUGCACUCGCGCUCGGUCUUGGCGCAAUCAUCAUGUUUGUACUGGUGAUUCUCAUGACCUGGCUCAUGUUUCGGCGGUAUCGUCAGCUCAUCUUGCAGCUGCGGCGCGGAAAGUACGUCUUUGAUCCGCGGCAGUUUGCGCUCACCGAUGCCUCAUACUUUGUGCCGUACCACAUCGUGCACCUCGUACUCGGCAGCUUUGUUCUCAUGUUCAUUCUCACUCUUGCGCUUGGCAUUGGCCUCCUCACGUUCUUUGUUCCGGCGGUGCGGUCGUGGGCGGUGACUGCGGCACGGCAUCUGCUGGCGACAGUUGUCGUCAAUGCUGUGGUGUGGUGGCUCCUCCGCAGCGUCUUUGUGGCCGUCUACUUUGACGACGGCGGCCUCAUCCGCAAUCGGCGGUGGUUCUCGCUCUUCGACUACCUCUCGACGUACCUCAACUUGGCGACUGGGCUUGCAGCUGCCGUGAAGCGGCUGGUCUGGGCGCUGGUCAUUCAGUUUGCCAUGCUCUGGCGGCUAGACGUGCCGGCCUAUCCGCGCGGCUACGAGGCGUGGGACGCCGGGUUCUCGGCCUUUGUCGGCAUGCUCCUCCUUGACCACCAGUACAACUCGCCGGUGUUUGUGGCGGCUGCCGAGGUGUUUGCAGCAUACGGCGUCAUGCCCGUCGGAGGUGAGGCUACUCCACUGCUGGUGCCGGUCGAUGCUGCCAACUGUCGCCGGCGGGAGCCGCCGCGCUCGCGGCGGGCGCGCAACCGUUGGCAUCUUGCCUUCACCCUUGUCCGCAACCCGGAGCUCGUGGCAUACCGCGCCCACCACCUGGAGGUUCUGCGAGCGUCAGGCAUCGACCUCAAUGGCAAGCCGGGCCUGUGAUGGUGCGGGCGUCACAGCUCAUCGUGCGGCACGUAGUCACCGGUGCCAGAGAAAAACUCAUCAUCAUCAUCGUCGUCGUCGCCGCCAGCGUCGCCCGCAGUGGCGCCGGCGUCGUCGUCGUCACUCAUAGAGAGAAAGGCGGUCGGCGAGCGCUGAGCAGCGAGGUCGUCGUCAGUCCACAGCUCGGACUCGGCAGCCUCGCCAAAGUGGUCGGCGCUCAGCAGAUCGUCGUCGAGAGUGAGAUUUGCGGCGACUGAUUCCGGGAGCGGGAAGAGGACGCCGAGCGGCGAGACGACCGGAUCAAAGACAUACUGCGAGGAA